AUGGCCAAGAAAAAGAACUUCCAGCCAAAUGGCUCACAUUCUGAGCACUUCGCUCGCUUCUUCAUCUUCAAAGCGCAAGAAGCCAAAGGCCUUGGCAUCUCUGCUCUUGAAGCUGAUUACUCUUGGGAGACCUACCUGAACGAGAACGAAGUCCAAGUCCAAGCUUGUGCUCAAGACCAUCCUGGGCCUGACGACGACACCACCAAGAAAGUGCGUUCGAAUUUCCACCGUCAAGCCACUCGCUUCAAGACUUGGCUUGUUUCCGGUGCUGGAUACCCUGCCUCCUUUCAACGCGACUCUGGUUUGACUGACUCUGGCCUCGCCGGUAGCUGUGCCAACAACCCCCAGCAACCAGGAGAUCUUGGAGAAGACGAUCCAGAGGGAGCAGCCAAAGAGCCCAAUCCUGAUCCGGACAUCCCUUUUGCUGGUCCACCUGACGCCGAGGAACCGGAACCACCCAAGAAGCCAGCCAAGAAGCAGCCAAAGACCAAGACCGAAGAGGAUCUCCACGGUGCAUUUGAGAAUUUGGAUUUAGACUUGACCGAAACAGAUAUGAAGCUCAAGAUGUUUUCGCUUGAGGAGGUGAAGAUCCGCGGUGGUGUUGUGAAGAUGUGCAACAUCCUGGGAGUCCAGAUCCGUGUGCCCCCUGGUGCCGUGCUGAGUACUUUGCAUAUCCAGCCGUCCUAUCAGGAUCCCAAUCAGGUCAAUGUCGAAUGUGAUAUUGCCCCUGAACUCAGCAAGGGCAGCUCCCUUUGCAAGCAGCGCUGGAAGGACCAGAAUGUGGAUUUGGCAGCCCGCAUUGCCACCCAGAUUGAUGAUGUGUGCUGGAUGGACACUGCUGCUGGCGUUGAUUAUGAGAAGGAGGAUGUAACUGUGUCCUGGCCGGAUGGGCGGAAGAGUGAGCUUGUGGCUCUUGAUCCAUGGGCGCUUGGCCUCCGUGAACGCCCAGUUCGGGAUCAUCAAUCCCUCUAUGAGAUUGAUCACAUUGCCUCCACUGGCAGUGGUGCCACAGUUGCACCAUCCUACGUGGUCACUGUCUUCUUCAAGGAAGACAAGCCUCACCAGUUCCGUGGAAAAAGUGGUGGACUCCACAUUGAUGGAUCGUGGGACGAAUGUGAUGACGACGACUACCAUGACUUCGACAAUUUUGGUGGUGGAGGUGGCCGUGCCAAGAAGCCCCGUACCACCCCCAAGAAGGGUGGUGAUGAUGACGUUAACAUGGAUGGAGGCAAGCCCUCUACUCCUAAGAAGCGGGCUGCCACUCCCAAGAAGCCUCCGGCUUCUUCCUAUUUUGGCUUCAUGUCUUUCCUCUUUGGCUAA
Molecule: messenger RNA, 1320 nt
Organism: Seminavis robusta
Lineage: Eukaryota; Bacillariophyta; Bacillariophyceae; Naviculales; Naviculaceae
Source: the annotation of a GenBank genome assembly